Molecule: messenger RNA, 4360 nt
Organism: Rana temporaria (common frog)
Lineage: Eukaryota; Metazoa; Chordata; Amphibia; Anura; Ranidae
Gene: CLSTN3
Product: calsyntenin 3
Exons: 19
Coding region: 611-3394 (927 amino acids)
Biological process (GO): homophilic cell-cell adhesion; positive regulation of synaptic transmission; positive regulation of synapse assembly
Cellular component (GO): postsynaptic membrane; cell surface
Molecular function (GO): X11-like protein binding; kinesin binding; calcium ion binding
Source: RefSeq, a predicted model, not a curated record
CCCCUUCACCUCUGAGAAUAUUCCCCAUAGCAGAGCGCAGAACGGGUCUCCCUGCUAAUUAUUUUAUUUUGUGCAAUUAAAUUAUCUGCCCCCCCCCCCCCCCCCAGAGCAGAGGAUCGGAGGGAUCCACAGCCGGGCUUUAAUCCAGACCUUCCACCGGGAGAACUUUGUGCAGAACAUCGGAGGGAGCAACAAGCGUGAAUUCACCAGCAGAGCAUCACCCCCCCCCUUUUUUUUUAUUGCAGAGCAUUGUAACCGAGCAUCACCUGCUCUUCAGCAUCCCUCCCCCCCCCCCCCCAUCACAUCGCAACAUCAGCAUCUGCUCCGCCACGGAGGACGACACCGGCCAGCAUCCUGACAGCAAGACAUUGUAACACUUAAUGGCGUCAUAAAUCCAUAUUAUCGAAGAGUACAGCGAGAAGCCCGGUGUGUGCAGAGCGAGAGAAGCCCGGUGUGUGCAGAGCAAGAAGCCCGGUGUGUGCAGCGCGAGAGACGCCCGGUGUGUGCAGCGCGAGACGCCCGGUGUGUGCAGCGCGAGAGACGCCCGGUGUGUGCAGCGCGAGAGACGCCCGGUGUGCAGAGCGAGAGACGCCCGGUGUGGCCGCCGAGGAUGAUCCGGAGAGAUUUCUGCCUGUCCGUGCUCCUGGCCGGGGCAAUCCUCCACGCCGCCGCCAGCAACAAAGGUAACAAGCACAAGCCAUGGAUGGAAGCGCAGUACCAGGGGAUCAUAAUGGAGAACGACAACACUGUGCUGCUGAACCCUCCACUCUUUGCUUUGGACAAGGAUGCACCGCUGAGAUACGCAGGUGAAAUCUGCGGAUUCCGGAUUCAUGGAGCCGGGACUCCCUUUGAAGCUGUGGUUCUAGACCGGACAACAGGGGAAGGUCUGAUCCGUGCCAAGGGCCCCGUAGAUUGCGAGGCACAACGGGAGCACACCUUCACCAUCCAGGCUCAUGACUGCGGAGAAGGUCCCGAUGGAGCCAACAGCAAGAAGUCCCACAAAGCGACUGUACAUGUCCGCGUGAAUGACGUCAACGAGUUUGCCCCGGUCUUCGGAGAACGGGUGUUCCGGGCCUCUGUCACCGAGGGGCGGAUGUACGAGCGCGUGUUGCGGGUGCAGGCGUGGGACCAGGACUGCUCCCCUCAAUACAGCCAGGUCUGCUUCUACCAGAUCCUCACCCCCAACGUGCCCUUCACCAUCGACAAUGACGGUUACAUAAAGAACACUCAGCCUCUGCAAGCCAAUGGUGACCGGCUGAUCAGAUUCACAGUGACGGCAUACGACUGCGGCAAGAAACGGGCCGUGGAGGAUGCCGAGGUGGAGAUCCAGGUGAAGCCCAUCUGCAAACCCAGCUGGAAAGGCUGGAGCAAACGCAUUGAGUACGUACCUGGCACAGGUAGCCUGGCGUUAUUUCCCAGCAUUCACCUGGAGACCUGCGAGGAGCCGAUAUGGAACAUCCAGGCCACGGUGGAGAUCCAAACCAGUCACAUCGCCAAGGGAUGCGACCGGGACAACUACUCCGAGAAGUCCUUACGCAAGCUGUGCGGAGCUGCCGCCGGAGAUGUGGACUUACUCCCUCCCCCCAGCCCUUUGUACAACUGGACCCACAGCCUCCCCAUACAGGACACCCCGGACAGCAGCCCCGUCUACUGGUUCAAUGGAUCCCAGUCAGUGGAAGUUCCUCCUGGGCGGUUACCUGCAGGGGGCGGAGCGGCUGAUCACCUGACUCUUUCUUUUUGGCUGAAACAUGCAGGGGGAGGUGGAGGGAAGGCAGGAAAAGAAGAGGAAGUGUUGUUGUGUAACACCGUACAAAAUGAUGGCAGCUUCUCGCAUUACACUUUGGCGGUUCACGGUUGCCGGAUCUCCUUCCUCUAUUGGUCCUUACUGGACAGCGCUCGGCCCGUCAAGUUCCUCUGGAAACUAGAACAGGUGUGUGAUGUAGAGUGGCAUCAUUAUGCUCUGAGCCUCGAAUUCCCAACCGUCUCCCUGUAUGUGGAUGGAGUGACGUACGAUCCGGCACUGAUUCAUGAUAAUGGAGCCCUCACUCUUCCCAAACGUCAGGCCAGGCUCAUGAUUGGAGGCUGCUGGACAGAUGAGAAGUUUUCGGUGAGAGUGAAUGACAAUGAAGUGUCAAGAUCCUCAGGCACUUCUGCGGGCCGAUUCCUGCGUGGUUAUAUCUCUGGCCUGUCCCUUCGGUUGGGUCCGGUGGAUUCUCGGGAAGUGAUCGAGUGUCUCUACUCCUGUAAGGAGGGUCUGCAGUACACCGACUUCGACAGUCUGGGGAAAGGAAUGAAGGUUCAUGUGAACCCCGCUCAGUCCCAGCUGUCCCUGGAAGGGGAUGACGCCGUCUCCUUCAGCCGAGCUCUGCAGCACGUCGAAUACCUCAACUCUCUACAGUUUCCAACACCGGGCGUUCGACCCCUGAAACUGAAGACUUCCGUCAGGUGUGUCAGUGACGAAGGAUGUCUCUCGGUGCCAGAUCUGGACGGCUACCUUGUGGUUCUACAGCCGGAUGCCCCACAGGUCCAACUGACGGGGUCCUCUCGGUCUGCACACCCCAUGUUCGACUUCCAGGGGCCACUCGGGGUCCCGAUAUUCCCAGAUCUGAGGAUUACUUGCACCGUAUCUCAUUCAUUAACUCCAAAUAAGCUUGAAAGAGCUCCAAGAGCAGAUGUACAGUCUCCGGAUGGAAUAGAGUGCUCUAUUGAACGGUGUGAGAUCGGCGUAGUGGGCGAGGACCUGAACCAGGAGUACGAGAGCCUCUCUCUGGAUGUCUCUUCUGCGUGGCAACGUGGCCUUGAGACCGAGAACAACUCCCGCAGCCUCCGUAUCACAGGUGUGCAAAAUGUGGCCGUCUACGAGGACAUCCUGCGUAGCGUGAGCUACCGCACCGCGGCCCGGGCGGAGCUGUAUGCGCGCAAAUUCCACGUGUCCUGCAGCGAGAUGAACGGGAGGUACAUCAGCAACCAGCUCUAUACUGAGAUCGAUGUUCUUCAUGGAGUCCAUGCGGUCUCGCCCAGCCACAUCCAAUCAGCACAGCAGCAGUUUGUCCACAAUGUACACCAGCCCCCCGCAGAGUUAUCCGGUCACACGCUGGUCAGUCCCAAUCGCAGCUCAGUAUUUCCUGGUGUUGCCAUGGUGAUCAUCGUCGUCUGUAUCGGCUUCUUGGCGCUGAUCGUUACUCUGGGGCUGUCAAGGAUACACAACGUGCGGCAGAGGGGAGGAUUUGAUGGGGAGGAGCUUGAAACAUCCAGUCAGCGGGAUCCGUUCUGGGAGGACUCAGCGAUGACCAUAACUGUGAACCCUAUGGAGUCCUUGCCGUCUCGUAAUGUGGGUGCUAAACAGAAAGCAGCCGUCCCAGAGAAGGAGGACCUGGAAGACGAGUCCCGCUGAAAUCCGACUCUUACAAGCCGUGCAUAUGUGUGCUUCUCGCUUAUGUGUCAUUCCCACCAUCACCUGGUGUGUCUGCCACAUCCUGACACAACUGUGCGGUGUUUGCGCCACUUAACCUACGCACUCUUCUAGGGGCGUGUACCGAUGUUUUGACACUCUAAGCAGGGAGUGCCACGUAUAGACACUCAAGACUGGGGGCUAUCCUGUUUUAUUCCUCGAAUUUGAAGCGCGUGCUUUUUUCGGAAGUGUCUCCAUCUUGGACACAUUCGCUGGAUUGUGAGCCACGCGCUCAUCAUCAUCUCUCUUGUUCUGGACGCCCCUCCCCCACCCCCUCUCCCUCACCACUCAUACCAUCAUUUCUCAGGGGAUAAUUUGCCGCCUCCUCUCCUUCAUGCUGUGUUUGUAACGGUCUCAUGUGAUGUUUCGACAUUAGGUUCUUGAGGGGCUGCAGAUUCACUCCCUACUAUAGAUUAUCACUCAAUACUUUAACGCCAAAGGGGGUCCGAUUCACACCAACGUCUGGGACUAGUGCCUUAUUUAUCAAGGCCUGAAGUAAGAACUGUCUGGAUUACUUUUAGCAACUGGUCAGCCUCUCCUUUACAUUUUCUUGGGAACACGCAAGAAAAUUGGGUUUUUAUGGACAAUUUGGGGUUGUUAAGGACAACAAACAGUUCUCUGUGCUCUGGCCUCAUGGAACGUUGUUAAUCAUCAAAGUAUCUGAGAUUAGAACCAUCUUUCUUGCCCUUAAUAACCAAUGAAGCCUCAGGUUUCGAUCUUUCUUAAAGGCCAAUUAACUCAAAACUAGGUUUGGCUUUAUUGUUGGAAAGUUCCAUCAAGCCUUAGCUUGAAGACUUGGGUCACAUCUUCAAAGGAUUCAUUACGAUGUGAAUGAAUAUCUAAAGGUCCAACAGGUCAUCUGCCUUUUAUAAAUAUCUAAAGGGGAUAAAGGCAAUACUGCAAAAAAAA